Perkinsus marinus ATCC 50983 is the source of this 456-nucleotide messenger RNA. RefSeq names its product 60S ribosomal protein L13, putative. The annotation marks the transcript as partial. NCBI's taxonomy places the organism in Eukaryota, Perkinsozoa, Perkinsida, Perkinsidae. The transcript has 2 exons. Gene Ontology annotation, biological process: translation. Gene Ontology annotation, molecular function: RNA binding; structural constituent of ribosome. The record is from RefSeq and is a predicted model, not a curated record. Gene Ontology annotation, cellular component: cytosolic large ribosomal subunit; ribosome.
AUGGCGGUCAAGCACAACAACGUUAUCCCCAACAUCCACUUCCGCAAGUAUUGGCAGAAGCACAUAAAGACCUGGUUCGACCAGUCUGCUCGGAAGCAUCGCCGUCGUCUUACUCGCCAGUCUAAGGCAGCGGCUGCCUAUCCGAGGCCUUCUGCUGGACUUUUGAGACCAGUUGUCCGUCCUCCUACUCAAAGAUACAACUACAAGCUCCGUCUCGGUCGUGGCUUCACCGUGGAGGAGCUGGCCGCCGCUGGUAUUUCUGUCAAGCUCGCACCCACUAUUGGCAUCAAGGUCGACAAGCGUCGUCACAAUAAGUCUAAUGAGUCUCUUGCGUGCAAUGUUGAUCGCUUGAACCAGUACAAGGCUAGGCUUGCUGUCUUCCCUAGAGGCUCGAAGGUGAAGAAGGGUGAUACUGCUCGUGCUGAGCUAGUUAAUGGUACUCAAAACACCUGCAAG